Molecule: messenger RNA, 1616 nt
Organism: Manihot esculenta (cassava)
Lineage: Eukaryota; Viridiplantae; Streptophyta; Magnoliopsida; Malpighiales; Euphorbiaceae
Product: MATH domain and coiled-coil domain-containing protein At2g42480
Exons: 7
Coding region: 476-1384 (302 amino acids)
Molecular function (GO): protein binding
Source: RefSeq, a predicted model, not a curated record
GCCCAUUUUAAAGAAGCAUGGGGCUUGCAAUGUUUCAAAUUAUGAUAAUUGAAGUGUGGUUUAUCUUGUAUACAAGUUUGAGAGUGAUGGGAGAUGUACUCCUUUGCCAUAGGAUAUUCCCAAUGGGUAUAUGGUAUUAGGAUGGAUUAUUAGACUAGGGAAUGGUUCACAUAUUUACUGCUAGAGCUCUUUCUUUAACUCCUCCCUUGUUCGCCAUUAGCAGGUAUACUUACUUCUGCCUCUCAACCUAUUCUGAUCAUGCACUGGAUUUUACAAGGAAUAAGUAUUUCUUGUUUGGAACUCUUAUUUUGGGUCCAGCUAAGGUUGCAAGCAUUCCUUCAAAGUUAUUCUUUUCUUUUCAAUUUAGCAAGCUACUUUAAAUUUUGGAUCAUAACUUUCUACCACUUCUUACGGAUAGGAGCCCGAGUUUCAGAUUUACAUAUCUCCAAUAAAUUCUUGUUGUCAAUCUCUAACCAUGGAUGAACCACCUCCCUAUUACAUUCUCCAAAUACACGAUUAUGAAGAAUUUAAUAAUGCAGUGGAGAAAUACGAAUCAGAAGUUUUUGAAGCUAAAGGCUGCAAAUGGAAAUUGGUUCUAUAUCCAAGGGGAAACAAGAGCAAGGAAGUGCCGCAUCACAUCUCUCUCUACUUAGCACUAGCAGACUCUGUUGAGCAUGAAGAGGUCUAUGCAGUUUUCUGCCUGUAUUUGCUUGAUCAGGAAAAGCAGCACGACUUUAUAUUCCCAGCCCCAGAUGCUCAGGGAAAGGAAAGAUGCUUUCACAAAUCAAAGCUUGAAUGGGGUUCUGAUUUAUUCAUUCCUAUCACUAAAUUUUCUGACGCUAGUAACGGGUACCUUGUGAACAACACUUUUGUUUUGGGAGCGGAAGUGAUCUCUGUGCGCAAGGAAACAGUAACUGGCAAAGGAGAGUCCUUUAAGAUGACAAAGGAACUCCCUGAUACCAAGCUAGCAUGGAAGAUCAAAAAAUUUUCCAAGAUAAAAGAAAAAUGUUGUCGCAAGAUAUUCACUGCUGGAGAUCAACAGUGGGAGUUAGAGUUCUAUCCUAAGGGGACAGGACUUGGAGAAAAUUGCUUUCUUUCUCUAUAUUUAGCUUUGGCGGAACCUAUUCCUCCUAGCUCUAAAAUAUACACACAUGUCACUCUGCGCCUCGUGGAUCAAGCCAAGGACAGGCACAUUAUUGGUAAAGAAAAUUUCUGGUUCAGUGAGUCAACCCCAAGACAAGGAUGGUCAAGAUUCACUGCACUCCAUUAUCUUUAUCGAUCAAAGAAGACCCUUCUGGUUAAUGACACAUGUAUUGUGGAAGCAGAAGUCAAAGUGCUUGGAGUUGUAAAGAAUAAUGCAGCUCUAUUUGCAUCGAGUUCAUAAACAAGAUUACUGUUGGCAUACGUUUAUUUUUCAUUCUUUCAUUGAGAAGCGAUAGGUUAGUGGUAAGUGUAACAUCUCAACCCGGCUACCUAUGCUAUGCUCGCUAGGCUGCCGAUUUCAGAUAAAACCCAAGUAUAAUAACUUCACUUAAAAGAUGUUUUCUAAAUAAAUGAUAAUGGAAUCUGAUAACAUUACAGAAGUAAUACGAAUUAUUUAAUGAGAUACCAGAUCA